CACAGAGACACCCACUAAAAGCCGGCAUUACUAUAGUCUAUUUCUUUUUUCAACAUCCCAUUCCAGAGACCUGGUAAACCAGAGGUCCCUUUCUUCUCUUUCCCAGCUUCUCGACUUUGUUUACACGUUCCUUACUGUUUGCUCAUUUGGGUUAUUCUGAUUUUUGUUGAACAUAGAAGAAUUUUGAUCGGCUUUCAGUUUUUUUGUUGGCUUGACUUGGUUUGUUUUAUUACUGACUGGUUCUGAGAUCCUAAAAUUUAAGGGAAAUUACUUCUUUCUGUUUGUUGUUGUAAUAUUUCUGGAUUUCAUCUUUGGUCAAUAAAGAUUUUUGACUUCUUUUGGCCUCUUUGGGUGUCCUUAAUUUUGUUCAUCUUACUGUAACAUCAUUUGUGCACUUGUUAUCUUUGUAUGGAUGAAGUCGGCAACUGAAUACACGAAGAAAUUUCCAAAUUCGGUCGUUAAGAUAAGAUCCAACAUGUUUGGUGUUAACACAUCCAGUGGGAUUAGAUCUUGGUGUUGAAAGCAGGGAGGUUAUAAAGAAAUCAGUUUAGUGCUAUAUGGGGAAUACUUGUGUCGGACCUAGCAUUUCUAAGAAUGGUUUCUUCCAAUCGGUUUCUGCCGCAAUGUGGCGAACCCGGAUGCCUGAUGAUUCGGUUUCUCCUCAUACUAAUGGAGAAACAGUCAAUGAGGAAAUGCAGCAACCCGAAUCGCCUUUGCCGGUCCAAAACAAGCCCCCAGAACAAAUGACAAUUCCAAACUCGGAACCAGUGCAACCUGCAAAAGCUAAGAAGAACCCACAUAUGAAGAGGGUGGCUAGUGCAGGUCUUCGUGCUGAGGUUUUGAAGACGAAAACUGGUAAUAUAAAGGAAUUUUUCAGUCUGGGAAAGAAACUAGGACAAGGGCAAUUUGGGACAACGUUUCUUUGUGUGGAGAAGGCAACAGGGGAAGAAUAUGCGUGCAAAUCUAUUGCAAAGAGGAAGUUGAUAACAGACGAAGAUGUUGAGGAUGUGAGAAGGGAAAUUCAGAUAAUGCACCAUCUGAAGGGGCAUCCGAAUGUUAUAUCUAUCAAAGGGGCUUAUGAAGAUGCAGUGGCUGUUCAUGUUGUGAUGGAACUAUGUGCAGGUGGUGAACUUUUCGAUAGGAUUAUUAAGCGUGGGCAUUACACAGAAAGAAAGGCAGCUGAGCUUACCAGAACUAUAGUUGGGGUUCUAGAAGCUUGUCAUUCACUGGGAGUGAUGCAUCGUGACCUUAAGCCAGAAAAUUUUCUCUUUGUCAACAAUAAAGAGGAAUCACUUCUCAAAACCAUUGACUUUGGGUUAUCGAUAUUCUUUAAACCAGGUGAAAGAUUUUCUGAUGUGGUUGGAAGCCCAUAUUAUGUUGCACCGGAAGUUCUGCGGAAGCAUUAUGGUCCAGAAGCGGAUGUUUGGAGUGCUGGAGUGAUUCUGUACAUUCUAUUAUGCGGAGUGCCUCCCUUUUGGGCAGAAGCGGAACAAGAGAUAUUCGAACAGGUCCUGCAUGGUGAUCUUGAUUUCUCAUCUGACCCAUGGCCCAGUAUCUCCAACAGUGCAAAAGAUUUAGUGACAAAAAUGCUUGUUCGAGAUCCUAGAAGGCGGCUCACUGUUCAUGAAGUUUUGUGUCAUCCCUGGGUUCAAGUUGAUGGAGUUGCUCCCGACAAGCCUCUUGAUUCUGCAGUUUUAAGUCGCUUGAAGCAAUUUUCUGCUAUGAACAAGCUCAAGAAAAUGGCACUUAGAGUCAUUGCAGAGAACUUAUCUGAAGAAGAGAUAGCUGGCCUAAAAGAAAUGUUCAAGAUGAUUGACACAGACGAUAGUGGUCAAAUCAGUUUUGAAGAACUGAAGGCUGGUUUGAAAAGAGUAGGAGCUAAUCUUAAGGAAUCUGAAAUUUAUGAUCUGAUGCAAGCCGCAGAUAUAGAUAACAGUGGAACCAUUGAUUAUGGGGAGUUCAUUGCUGCAACACUGCAUCUGAACAAAAUCGAGAGACAGGAUCAUCUAUUUGCAGCUUUUUCGUACUUCGACAAGGAUGGAAGUGGUUAUAUUACUCCUGAUGAGCUUCAAAAGGCUUUUGAGGAGUUUGGGAUAGAAGAUGUUCGCCUUGAAGAAAUGAUCCAAGAAGUUGAUCAGGAUAACGAUGGACGCAUAGAUUACAAUGAGUUUGUUGCCAUGAUGCAAAAAGGAAAUGCUGUAGGUGUUGGUAAGAAGGGCCUAGAACAUACUUUCAGCAUCGGGCUUAAAGAAGCUCUAAGACUAUAGUUGCAUAGGCAGUGGUGAGAUUCUUCAUUCUUUCUUCUUUGCUUUCAACCUCUCGAGAUUGUACAGUAGGAGCAUAUAUGCUCAUCUAAGGAGCACCAAGGCCUUUCUAAAGAGAUACAAAAAACAUGAUUGAAUUUUUUCAGAGUUUCAUGUGCUAUGAGUUUUGCAACUACACCAACCCUUUUAAUUGUAAUAUUGCAUACCAUAUGGAUGACCAAAAAUAAAAUGUAUGUUCCUUUGUGUU
Molecule: messenger RNA, 2511 nt
Organism: Juglans regia (Persian walnut)
Lineage: Eukaryota; Viridiplantae; Streptophyta; Magnoliopsida; Fagales; Juglandaceae
Product: calcium-dependent protein kinase 1-like
Exons: 8
Coding region: 558-2267 (569 amino acids)
Biological process (GO): intracellular signal transduction; protein autophosphorylation; peptidyl-serine phosphorylation
Cellular component (GO): nucleus; cytoplasm
Molecular function (GO): calmodulin binding; calcium-dependent protein serine/threonine kinase activity; ATP binding
Source: RefSeq, a predicted model, not a curated record